AUGGCAACGGUUCUGGCGAAGGACCCUCUGCACAAGGGAGAGGGGGCGGAAUCUACCGCAUCUCUUGAGGGAAUCCCUCCGCUAGGUGCACCCAAAGAGGAAAAGCGAUUCUUCUUCCAACGAGACAAAUACUAUGAUCCGUUUGCCAUUGCCACCCAGCCAAGCGUGUUCGAUGACCCCGAUACAGCGGAGAAAUAUCACCCUCGGUCAGACUGGGAGAAUAUCCACAGAUUUGAUCCGUUGGCUAGAUGGACGUGGGCUGAAGAAUAUGCCCUGAUCCGGAAGGUUUGGGCCUGCAUCAUGUUUAUGGCACUCGAGCUGGAUCGUGCCAACAUCAGUCAAGUUCAGGAGCUGACCUACCGUGAAGACUUCAACCUAGGAAACACCGUCUUCAAGCUAGCCUUCCUUUGCGCUGAGUUGCCAUCACAACUCGUCUCGAAGUGGGUUGGGCCUGACCGGUGGAUUCCUGCACAAAUGGUGCUGUGGAGUAUUGUAGCCAGCUGCCAGUUCUGGCUCUCUGGAAGAGACUCCUUUCUUGCCUGCCGUGCACUUCUGGGUUUGCUACAGGGUGGCUUCAUCCCAGAUGUUAUCCUAUACCUCUCAUAUUUCUACAAGCACCACGAGCUAUCUCUCCGGCUUGGUUUCUUCUGGACUGCUAUGAGCAUUGCAGAUAUUCUGUCAGCUCUACUCGCUUAUGGGCUGCUGCACAUGCGGGGUCUGCAAGGACACGCCGGAUGGAGAUGGCUCUUUUUGAUCGAAGGACUACUGACUCUGGUCAUUGGGAUCUUUGGUUUCCUUUUGAUGCCGGCGGGACCUUGCCAAACUGCGAGUUGGUUUCGUGGCAAGAAGGGUUGGUUUACAGAAAGAGAGGAAGCCAUCCUCGUGAACAGAGUUCUUCGCGAAGACCCGAGCAAAAGCAGCAUGCAUAACCGAGAGCCCAUCACACCGCGGUUGUUGUGGGAUAGUCUUCGGGAUUAUGACCUCUGGCCGCUUUAUAUCCUCGGUCUCACUUUCCAGAUUCCGUCCACGCCGCCUCAACAGUAUCUUACCUUGACGUUGCGCAACCUAGGUUUCGAUACCUUUCAAGCGAACCUGCUUUCUAUUCCAAACACCGUGGGCCACAUGAUUACCAUGCUUGCGAUUACCUACCUAGCUGAGGUCUUCAAAGAGCUCACUUUCAUCGCCAUGUCUGGUCAAUUCUGGACUCUCCCCUUCUUGAUUUACCUCAACGUCGUGGACACCACUGAAGUCAACAGAUGGGUGUUAUACACAGUCAUCUCUCUGUUGCUCAUCUACCCUAAUGCUCACCCAAUUCAAGUUGGAUGGAAUAGCCGAAACUCCAACACUGUCCGGUCCCGAACCGUAUCUGCUGCAUGUUACAACAUGUUCGUUCAGACAAGUGGUAUCAUCUCUUCGAAUAUUUAUCGCUCUGAUGAUGCGCCAUUGUACAAGAGAGGAAACAGGGCCCUCCUUGGCAUCGUCUGCAUGAACUUGGUUCUCUAUCCUCUGGUGAAGGCGUACUAUGUCUACCGCAAUAAGCGACGCGACAAGAUCUGGGACGGCAUGUCGGAAGAGCAGAGGCUCGCAUACUUGGCGACCACCAAGGAUGAAGGAAACAAGCGACUAGACUUCCGAUUCAGUCACUAG
This is a messenger RNA of Colletotrichum gloeosporioides, 1647 nucleotides long. Its product is annotated as putative transporter. Bases 1 to 1647 code for a protein of 548 amino acids. The transcript is spliced from 11 exons. Gene Ontology annotation, biological process: transmembrane transport. NCBI's taxonomy places the organism in Eukaryota, Fungi, Ascomycota, Sordariomycetes, Glomerellales, Glomerellaceae. Gene Ontology annotation, cellular component: membrane. The record is from RefSeq and is a predicted model, not a curated record. Gene Ontology annotation, molecular function: transmembrane transporter activity.